AUGGGGUGUUGUGCAUCCUCGACCGCUUCGGAAGUGCCCGUUCCAAAACCUCGUCGCCGAUUGAGCGUGGGCCAGGUGGAUGAGAGCGAGCUUCCAGGUAAUGAGGAUUCCCAGGCAGAGCAGGAUCGUGGGCUGAUUGCUGCGUUCAGUAAGAACAACCUGAUCGAGAUGGUCUCGGAUGCGGACCAGACCGGAAAGGCCAAGAGCGGCAGGCGGGUUUCCCUCAGCUCAAAGACUGACAAGGGCACCACCUCGUUCGCGAAUAAAACGAUGCAGAAGUUCGGAGACACCGAUGUGGACAUUGCCCAGUGCGGCAUUGGCUACACAUGCCGAAAGGGCUUGAAGCCAGAAAGUCCCAACCAGGACUCCUGGUUCGUUCUCAAGAUGGAGAAUUUCUCGCUCUACGGCGUUUUUGAUGGCCAUGGACAGAAGGGACAUGACGUGUCAAAUUUCGCGAUGGACAUGUUGCCGAAGUGCAUCAUCAAGGACGAAAGGUGCUUUUCCACCGAGAAGAGAGAUUGGGGUCCCAUUCUGAGUGAUGCGUUCAAGAAGACGCAGAAUUUCAUUAUGGCAUCAGAUAAGAUGAAGACUCUGCAGGCUCAAAUGUCAGGCACCACUGCAACCGUGGCAAUCCACGACCACUCCGACAACUCCAUCACCAUUGGCCACGUGGCGGACUCCACCGCAGCCCUGGGCACCAAGAAUGUGAACGCUUGGAACGGCGUGGCGCUCACCAGAGACCAUAAGCCAAACCUCAAGGACGAGAAGGCUCGAAUCGAGAAGGCUGGAGGACGCGUGGUGUUUGACGGGUAUGCAAACUACCGAGUCUACGCCAAGAACGCCCGUUAUCCAGGCCUGAACAUGUCUCGUUGCCUGGGCGACCUGCUUGGACAUGCGGAAUGCGGCAUGUCCUGCGAGCCGGAAGUCAACAAGAUCACCUUCGAGAAGGGCAAGCAGUACAUCCUCCUUGUCUGUUCCGACGGUGUGUGG
Symbiodinium pilosum is the source of this 990-nucleotide messenger RNA. The record is from the annotation of a GenBank genome assembly. Lineage: Eukaryota; Dinophyceae; Suessiales; Symbiodiniaceae.